AUGCUCUUCAUCUUUCGAUCAUACAGCUCUUCUGAAGUGCUGAGGUACGGGUCUGGUUCUCCGCCAGUAGGCAUAGAUCAAAUCCUGAGGAAUAGCAAAGUGAGAUUUGCGAAAAUAAAAUCUCGUCGCAGCGAUGAAAGCUUUCAAGGCGAUUCCGCUGGGUCCUUUCUCGGCGGUUCAAGUUCCAUUGAGAUCCCCAAUGACGAGUCUUCAAAAUCUGAUAUUGUACUGAAGAGAGACGGUACAGGUCCAACUGUUGUGGGAUAUGUAAACGAUUUUAGAAACGAGAGGCAGCGCCCUCUAGCAAGAGCACUAGUUGAACAAAAAGUUGACGCUAUCGAAAAAGUAGUGACUGCAGCGGCUCAGACCGCAGUCAAACGGUGCUCGAUCUCCAAGAAUGGCAAAAAGCAUACUGAAACCCAUUGUUCCGACCUAAAUACCACACUAUUUGCAUACAAUUCGGCAUGGUUCCCUCGAAUAUUGUGCGGACAAGAAGUGAUGUCAGGCGAUGUGAUAGAAGUCCCUGUUGGGUGCGAAGACUACGAAGUUGGAUUAAGUACUGUUCCAAAGCCACCAGUUUCUGGAGAUGGUAUGGACCCGAUCGUGAUUAAAUCUAGUCUGGAGGAUAUUUUUGAACCGGAGAGUCUAGAAUCAGUUCAUUGUGAUGUCCCAUGCAAGCAGCAAAAGGAUAUGCAAGGAUUACGGCGGUUCGUUGCAGGAGAGCAAUGGACUAUUACAUUCACUGACGCCGAUGCGUUCUCUAAUGGCAAUGCGAGACUAGAAAGGCUAGAACACCGAGAGGACCAUUUCUAUUCAACGCAGUCUUUCAAAUCAUCUGUCCCACAUACAUUCUUCAAUUGGUCACAGUAUAGCCACCUAAACACAAAUUCGAUCGACUGGCUUUCAGCAAGAAAUAAGGCAGUUUACCUCGUUGAUCGAAGCUGUUCGACUCCUGGCAGCAGACGUCAUAAGUACUUCAGUGCAAUGUCAGCAGUGGUUCCAGUUGACUCCUAUGGCUUGUGUGGUCACAACAUAGAAGUCCCUCACGAAAUAUCCAUUGGGACCUCUGAAGGCCGUGUAGAAAUCAUGAAGAAAUACCGCGUUGUUUUGGCGUUCGACCCCAGCACAGAAAAGGAUCACAUAUCACCUAUGAUAUGGGAUGCCAUUGCGUCUGGAUCUGUUCCUGUGGUCGUAGGUGCGGAGAAUAUGCGUAGCCAUUUGCCAGAGGGAUCCUUUGUGUGGUCCGGUGAUUUUUCUAAUUGGGAUGAAUUGGCGAACCAUGUAAAGGAACUACUGGAUAACAAGAGUAUGUGGGAAUCAUAUCACACAUGGAGAAGCGACGAACGCGUCAUGUCUCGGUUUAGUGUCAGGUAUGAAUUCGCUAGAACAUCGGCGAUAUGCAGGUUGUGUCGCUGGUCAUAUGCAAAGAAAUAUGGAUUAGGCUGGAAUGAUGAACGGCAAGAAGUUUCCGAGCCAAGUUUUAGAAGACGAUUGUGUGUAUCCGGAACCAAUAAGAUCAUUUCAACACCAUUUCAGGAGGCAUGGUUCUCAAAGAAUGACCAAAUCCAGGACUCGCACGAACCGAUUCAAGAAGGUCCUGACACCUGUGGUUCUACGAAAGUCGAUUUUGUGCUCAAGUCAAAAGGUCUCAGAGUUGACAGAAAGGUCUCUAUGCAUGACAGUGUCGUUGACAUUACGCUGAAGGAGAUAUUUCAGGAUGCGAGCAGUGCGGCAGUCGUCUUGAGAUUAACUUUCCCAGGAAUCGAAAAUAUUGCUGGGGCUCACUUCAAACAUACACAUAGGUUGGUGCCAACGUCGAGAACUCAUCAGGUUUCUUCGGCAUCAAUGCAAGAUGGAAAUAAAAAAGUCACAGUGAUGUUAGAUUGGGUUUCAAAUAUAACGAGUCCUUCGAAGAGCACAUUGGAAGUGGUUGUGAUGGAGGAUAGUGAAAUAUGGAAGGAAGGCGACGUGAAACGUGUUCGCAUAGUGCUGGAAGAUUUCGAUGCAAAAAAUGAGAAGGAAUCUGAAUUUUUCCCCUCUGCAUUCUGCAAGAAGAUGAUAAAGGACUUCUCGGACCCUCUUCACAUAUUUUUCGCUGCUUCAUAG
Molecule: messenger RNA, 2106 nt
Organism: Cylindrotheca closterium
Lineage: Eukaryota; Bacillariophyta; Bacillariophyceae; Bacillariales; Bacillariaceae
Source: the annotation of a GenBank genome assembly